GCCACCUGUUGCUUCUUUUCAUCGCUUACAAAACAAGAUGAUUGAAUUGCCCCUUUUGUUAUUGACUUGGCUAGGAUCCGGUGCUCUUUUGACCUCAUCUUCCGAAUUGACCAACGAGAUGGUUGUCAAGGACAUGUCUGACUUUGAUUUUGGACAAAUAGACAAUUUGGAUGGAUGGUUUGAGAGUUCGGACACCGUCAGAGAACCCGGCAAGUCCAAAGCCUCGUUUGUACUCCAGAAGACGCAGGUCUUUCAGAGAGCGAUCUUUUUUUCCGUGCUAAAUCCGCAAGAAAACGGAGCUGGAUUUGCAGGAUAUCGUGUUGGCACGGACCUCGAUCUCUCCGCCGUGAACGGGCUUCAAAUCCGAUGUCGUAGUCAAGGCUCUGCCACUCACUACAAGAUUCUGCUCCGAGACGAGUCUUCAAUAACCGGAGACGGAAGUUUCGAAGCCGUCUUUCAGCCUUCGUCAGAGAGCUUCACGGAGACUCAAGUUCCAUUCAGUGAAUUCAAGUUCUACUACCGAGGACAGGUUCAACCCGAUCAUGAGCCUUUGGACCGAUCCAAGAUCCUGAGUAUCGGGCUCCAAGUGUUUGGUGGGGUGUAUUCCGAGUUCAAACAAUCAGGGGCGUCGGCUUUGGAAAUUGAUUGGAUUAAGACGUUUACGUUGCAUUGGUUUCCGCACACAUAUGUGGUCAAAAGGUCAAAAGGUCGUGAUACAUUGGGAAGCAUUCAGGAUACUCCUACAUAACUGAAAGGGAACGAAAAAUACGCCUAAUUCAAGAAGACGCCACAUCAGCUUGUACGAGCAUUAUCCUGAUUUUGAAAGAUUACAACGUCAGAUCUGUGUAAUAAUACAUGAAAAGAAGCACGUAAUAAAGCUGGAUCUAGUCCGCA
Messenger RNA from Tigriopus californicus, 894 nucleotides. RefSeq lists its product as uncharacterized. The record is from RefSeq and is a predicted model, not a curated record. The transcript is spliced from 5 exons. Gene Ontology annotation, biological process: NADH dehydrogenase complex assembly. The coding region runs from base 38 to 748 and encodes 236 amino acids. NCBI's taxonomy places the organism in Eukaryota, Metazoa, Arthropoda, Copepoda, Harpacticoida, Harpacticidae.